AUGGCUAGCAAUAGAUGGCUGGUGAUUGACCCCACCGAUUCAUCCAUUCAUGACCUGCACUGCCCGACGACUCCUGUCACAGUGGAGGGUAUCUGCUUUCUUUUUACCCAGCUGGGUAUUAAAUGCAGUGAACUCUACCCUCCGUUGGGGUUUGGUAUGGUGAUGGCUUCCUUUGGCUUAAUGUUUCUGGGGUUCUCUGUCCGAACGAAGCCAUCGACUGGUACUCCCCUCUAUGGCUCUUCCCCUGUGUGGCUUGCACCUGAGUGCUUCACCCCACAGCCAGAUUUUGUGACUAUAUGCAGGCAAUUGCAGUGUCAUGCCGUGCACUCUCCUGAACUCCUCUCUGGUGAUUCUGAAAGUGAGGAUGGCAGUGUCACACCUCUACCCCCUGUGGACGAUGAUUCUGAUCCGGUAGCACCGGAUGCAUUGUCCGAUGAUGUUGGCCCAUCCGUUUCUCGUGUGGUUCCUGCACCUGCAAAUAUGGAUACCAAGCAUCGCACCGGGCUCCUUCUGGCCUAUCUAACCGCAAAUUGGCCGAAGAUCCCUGCCUACGACCAGUCAGCCUUGAUCUGGUUCAACUGA
Laetiporus sulphureus 93-53 is the source of this 582-nucleotide messenger RNA. RefSeq lists its product as uncharacterized. The record is from RefSeq and is a predicted model, not a curated record. The coding region runs from base 1 to 582 and encodes 193 amino acids. The transcript has a single exon. Lineage: Eukaryota; Fungi; Basidiomycota; Agaricomycetes; Polyporales; Laetiporaceae.